CACACGUGGCUUCACCCAUGUCGCCGACGAGACACGCAGCAACCACGUCGAGAUAUGCAUUUCCUACUAUAUAAACGCAAGAGAGAAGCAAGGGAAGGGGAAAUCAUCAUUUCAUACGAAAACGAGGAAAUAAACAAAAGCUCUUAACUAAUCAAUCGUAUUCUCAGUUUUCUUUCAAUCAUAAAAAUGUCGGAGUUGCUAGGCAAGGCCAAGCAGUUUUUGGCAGAGAAGGUGGCUAAAGUCAAGACCCCAGAGGCUACCGUCACCGACGUGAAUCUUGAAGGCGUGCACCGUGACAGCAUAGACUACGGUGCAAAGGUGUCUGUCGAUAACCCUUAUGAAGCUGCGAUCCCUAUUUGCGAGAUUUCUUACGUUCUCAAAAGUGAUGGCAGGGUGAUCGCAUCUGGGACAAUACCAGACCCUGGCUCGCUGAAAGCUAAGGACACAACAAUCUUAGAUGUGCCAGUGAAGGUGCCACACAGUGUACUGGUGAGCUUGGUGAAGGACAUUGGUAGAGACUGGGACAUAGACUACGAGUUGGAAAUAGGUCUCACAAUUGACCUCCCUGUCGUCGGCAAUUUCACCAUUCCUCUCUCCUGGAAGGGUGAAGUCAAGCUGCCUUCCCUCUCCGAUCUGUUCUAAUUCUCUCCUUUACGUUGGGUCUCGAUCUAUUUUACGACUAUAUAUGCUAAAACAAAAAUAAAAGGAAAUGUGUUUUUGUUU
This is a messenger RNA of Populus euphratica (Euphrates poplar), 723 nucleotides long. Its product is annotated as Late embryogenesis abundant protein. Gene Ontology annotation, cellular component: cytosol. Bases 187 to 642 code for a protein of 151 amino acids. Gene Ontology annotation, biological process: response to desiccation. The record is from RefSeq and is a predicted model, not a curated record. Lineage: Eukaryota; Viridiplantae; Streptophyta; Magnoliopsida; Malpighiales; Salicaceae. The transcript has 2 exons.